Cylindrotheca closterium is the source of this 1038-nucleotide messenger RNA. Lineage: Eukaryota; Bacillariophyta; Bacillariophyceae; Bacillariales; Bacillariaceae. The record is from the annotation of a GenBank genome assembly.
AUGUGGUUCUACAGUUUUUAUUUGGGGAUGUAUUUUCUGCUAGUGAUACGCUAUCAAUGGUCCGAUCGGAAAAUUGCAAAGUACUUUGAAUUCAUUUCGUUUGGUGUUGCGGCUGGCAUUUCAUGGUCUGCUGGCCUAUGGGGCUUGGUCACCAAAAGUUUCAAUCCCCGUCCAAAUGAUUUACUGUGCUUGAGCCAAGGAUACCCCUAUAAGUGUGAAUUGGAUCCGAAUGUAGAAUGCAUUCGCGGUGGGGCGGAUACGAAUGUGGGGUCUAUGAUAGCGACGGUAUCAUCACUCUGUGGCAUUGGAGGACUCGUCACAACGACCAUGGUGUAUUUCAGUGUAUGGGAGAUAACGAAACAACAUCGCUCAAAACAUCGUUAUUCUUCCGCUCUUGGUAUGGAACAACGAUUGAAAGAGGUCGCAAAGCAGUGCAUGCUGUACUUUUUGGUGUAUGUGAAUGUCUUUAUCUGGCCUAUAGGGACGAACAUCAUUUAUGGUAUCUCGAGGAAAGACAGUGGCGAAGAACCUGCUCGGAACGAUCUUGGCCCUUAUAUUUAUAGUCUGAUAUCGUGGUUCUUCUUCCCAAUCACGGGACUUCUCAAUUGCAUGGUCUACCUAAGGCCACGAUACGUGCAAUGGCGUCUUGCCGUUCCACAAGAGGGGAGAAUAUGGGCAAUUCGGAAGGCAAUUUCACCAGAUCGAUUGCCAUUACCAGAGGCGAGUAGUGAGAUGAGUUCUAAUGUGAACAGAAUAGCGUCCCCAAGCGUUGAAUUUGCUGCAAACACUGGUAACCUUCGCUUCGUAGCCAAAGCGCUUGAAUCCUUCGUAGAUGAUGACGACAGCGACGAACGUGUUGAAGCCAAUCGGAGAAACGUCCAAUACACUUCUGAAGAAAACGAGGAAGAUAUCAUAAUUGGAGAUAUCGAUGACGGAGAUAAAGUAUUCCAGUCUGAGGUAGCUUCAAUUAUGGAAGGAACCAGCAAGAAAGUUGUGAAAACGGAAGCGGAACAAACGCUAGAUAGCAUUGUAGAAUAG